AUGCUGUCAGGAAUAUUUCUUGUUUUGUUUCAGAUUGCGAAUUAUUUGAUGGCAGUGAAUGGAAUAUAUCAGAAUGUGGACUUUCUGGGAAUCCGACACAUAAACUUCCAGGUUCAGGAACUGUCGAUUGACUCCAAAUACAACAAUUCCAAUCCUCUCCAUGACCGCUUUGUCAGUGCAGAGAAACUUCUGGAUUUACAUUCCAAGGAAAACUGGAGCAAGUAUUGUCUGUCGUACCUCCUGACAAACCGGGAUUACAGUGGUGUGCUUGGACUGGCAUGGCAAGGGAACGUGGUCUAUAAUGGUGGUAUCUGCUCCAGCAGUCUGAACACAGGACUGAUCACCGUCCGGAAGUACGGCUCACAGCUCCCUCUGAGAACGAUUCACCUCGUUCUGGCUCACGAGCUUGGUCACAGUCUCGGAUCCCCGCACGAUGGGGAUAAGGAAUGUCAACCCUGGGAAUCUUCACAUCUCCAGGGGAACCCAGCUGGAAAUUUCUUGAUGUAUCGUUAUGCCUCAUCCGGGGAUGACUAUAAUAAUGAUAAACUGUCUGACUGCACCAUCCAGCACAUCAGCGAGAUCCUGAAGAGAAAGAAAGAUCGGUGUUUCCACAAGAGUACGAAGCCAAUCUGUGGCAAUCAGCUGGUGGAGGGGGGAGAACAGUGUGAUGUCGGACACUCCAGCACUGACCCUUGCUGCUAUGGUGCCAGCCAAUCAGAGGGAGCUCCCUGUCAACUGAAGCCAGGGAAAAGGUGCAGCCCCACUCAGGGACCGUGCUGUGACUCCUGGUGUGAACUGGUGCCCCUGGGUCAGCGCUGCAGGAAAGAGACCGAGUGCAACUUUGAGAGCCAUUGUGAUGGAGUGAGCACUGCCUGCCCCAAACCCCUUCCCAAAGCUAACUACAGCCUCUGUAACCAGGGAAUGCGUCUGUGCCUGAAUGGGCCCCCGGGCUAUGUGAUCUGGGUUUGCAUGAACCUUCAGCAAGUUCUUCAGUCUUCUUCCUGCCACGAAGAAAGACAAGAGCUGUAG
Chiloscyllium plagiosum (whitespotted bambooshark) is the source of this 1029-nucleotide messenger RNA. The record is from RefSeq and is a predicted model, not a curated record. NCBI's taxonomy places the organism in Eukaryota, Metazoa, Chordata, Chondrichthyes, Orectolobiformes, Hemiscylliidae.